This is a messenger RNA of Ustilago hordei, 3387 nucleotides long. RefSeq lists its product as uncharacterized. Gene Ontology annotation, molecular function: sequence-specific DNA binding; DNA-binding transcription factor activity, RNA polymerase II-specific; zinc ion binding. The record is from RefSeq and is a predicted model, not a curated record. Lineage: Eukaryota; Fungi; Basidiomycota; Ustilaginomycetes; Ustilaginales; Ustilaginaceae. Gene Ontology annotation, biological process: positive regulation of transcription by RNA polymerase II; DNA-templated transcription. Bases 1 to 3387 code for a protein of 1128 amino acids. The transcript has a single exon.
AUGUCAGCAGGACUAAUUGCGUCAGCUGUCCGCCCUGGACUGUCAACGACACAUCCAACGGAUGAUACUGCCACCAUCACAUCUCCACGCACCGGCUCGGCCAAAGGAGGCAAGGUUGGCCCUGCAAGAGGUUCAAUAUCAGGAGCAGAUGCCAUCUCUGCAGUUGCAAGUUCGUCUCGUCCAUCACCAAAGAGCGCCGUAGACAAAAAGCAGGAUAGAGAGGGAAGCGCUUCAAAAGAUAAGGAACGAGAGACUCGUUUGCCGGCGUGUGAGGCCUGCAGGAGCCGUAAAGUCAAGUGCGAUGCGUUGCUGCCGGCUUGCACGCCUUGUCAAAAGUCUGGCAGGGAAUGUUUUGGUCGCGACAAGGUACCCAAUGUCUCUCGUGGUCUGGUCUACGAGUUGCAGCAGAAAGUCAAGGAUUUGGAAAGCAGACUUGCGCUCGCAUCUUCAGGAAACAGUGUUGGCAACACUUCUCACAACGGACACAUCUUAGCGGCUCACAAGGGACAUGGCAGCGGUAGUGAUAGCGGUAGUGAUAGCGGUAGCGAUGGUCGGACAUUUCGUGUGGGGAGGCUUUUCAACAAGCGUCAAAAGCGAGGCCGGAAUGGAUAUCACAGCUUGCACAACGCAGCAACAGGAGAUCUUGAUCCCGACGAUGAAUCUUCAACAUCAGACAGUCUUUCUUGCUCGUCCGAGCCGACAGAGCCUUCGCCAAACGACUUCAUUCAGCAGACAAGCACCAUUCUCGAAAGCCUUUCAUCAGAACUUGCAGGCACUGCGCAUCGUCAGCAGCACCAAGCAUCGACAUCCAGACCGACCACACAGAAUCUAGACAAUGAUGAGGCGUCUGCACUCUCUGCUCUCACGAGACAUCAUCGAGACCGUACAAAGUCUCCACACAGGCUCAAACGACGAUCGUCAUCCAAUGCUUCGAGAUAUCGAGACGAUGCCGGCUCCUAUUACGCCGGUGCUGGGGCCUCACGUUUCAAGGAUGCUUCAGGACCGUACCCGUUCAAGUCAAGGUCGAGACCUGGGCGCUUUGGCGCGAUCUCGGCCUACGACAGGACGUUCUUCGAUCGGCUCAUCGCGAGAUAUCUGACAUAUAUGAACACUGCGUUUCCCGUGAUCAACGAAGUUCGGAUGUGGGAGAUCGCUACAUCUGUCUAUCAGGAUGAUGAGCGGUCACGCUUCGCAGCUUUAUCGGCCAACUCAUACGAUGCUAUGCCUCCGCCGUCACUACCACCUUCACCCGCUACGGGUCGCGUUGCAAUGUCGAAACAUCGAUACGUUGUGUUGAUGUCGCUGGCGAUCGCGUUGGCUUCUUUGGGUCGCUCGCACAACUUCAGUCCAGAACUCAGAAGGCUUGGUCAUCAAUACUGGGCUGAAGCACAAGCACUUUUCCCGAUGCUGUUCCGAUUCAGCGAUAUCGACAAGCUGCGAGCAACUCUGCUUCAGCUGCAGUACGCUUUGCUGGUCCCAACUUCAGGUAGCGUUUGGGAGUUGUCCGGAGCUGCCAUUCGUCUAGUUACAGAACUCAACCUGCACGUCGAUCGAGAAUACGAUUCCGCUGCUAAUGCUCCGUUUACGAACGAGACGAUCGAUCUUCGACGACGUUUGUUCUGGACAACGUAUUGCCUGGAUCGAAGUUUGGCGGUGGCUCUUGCUCGACCCCCUGGUUUGUCCGAUGCUUGGAUUCAUGUUCAGUUGCCGAGCUUGGUGUCGGAUGCGGAUAUCCUGCGGGCGAACCGUGAUCAGGGUUCUUCGUCGUUGGAAAAUUGGCAGAUCGACUCGCAGAAGCAAAUUUUCCGGUCUCAUAUCAACUUGCGACGGGUGCAGUCUGAGAUUCUGUGCCGAUUGCACAGUGUCAACCCUCGUGACUAUUCGUUGGAUAAUGAUGGAAUCAGUUUGUCUCAGCCAGCGCCUGCAAGGCCUUCAUUGGCGCUGGUGAUGGAAGUUGGGCCUCCGACGCCUAAUGUCGAAUGGCAGACAAGGAUGAUGGAGAAGCUGGCCCAGUGGAGGUCCGAGUACGAUAGGAUUCGAUUGGUUCCCCCGGCUCACGAUAGGUCUCAGCAGGGUGAAGGUGUUAGUUCUACAGCAACACCUUUCAUCACUCGCGACUGGAUCGACCUCAACCAUAACCUCACCAUCUCUUUACUCUUCCGACCAUCACCCAACAACCCAAGACCCGACUCCCACGGCUUGCAACAAGCAUUCAUAGCAUCAGGAAGAGCAAUGAAGAUCUACAAAAGCAUGCAUCGAAGCAGCACCAUCAACUUUCCUUGGUUGGCUACGCAUCAUCUGUUUAUUUCCGGCUUGACGCAUCUCAAUGCGUUGGAGAAGUUGACGAGAACGGGGUUACAGAGUCCAAGUCCAGUGGUGGAGGUAGUGUUUAAUGUUCAAAGCUGUGCUUCGACGUUGGAGGCGUUGACGUCGAGGGAUGAUGGGUAUGGGACAAAGAUUAGGGAGACUUUCGAUGCUGCUGCUUCGGCGGUGUUGAGGAGUGUGUUGGAGCCGGGGAGUAGGCAGUCGGUAGGAGAUGGGGUAGGGGUAGGGGCGGAAAUGGUUAGUGUGGAAGAGAUUAUGAGAGGUUCGGCGCCGAGUCCAUCGCAUGUUCGACGGGCAAGCGAUCAUCACCACGAAGCGCUACUCCAAGCUGCUGCUACGCAACAUCCGACUUGGUUAUCCGAUUCCACUUGGAAUACAAUUAAUACUUUGGAUGUUGCACCUCCUCCUGGGUCGACUAUUUUUGUAGCCGCUCCUCCGAGGACUGCGAGGUAUACACCGGGGCAUAGCUUGGUACCGACGCUGAGCGAGAGAACUACCCAGACUACCACGCAGCAGCAGUCUCCACGCGGUGGAUUUGGGAUACAAGCGUACACCGCUGGUCUCAACUUUGCUGCGAAUGCGAGCGGUGAUGCAUUUAACCUCAACCACAACACCGAUGGGAGUAGCGGAAAGAACGAGACCAGCAACAACAACACCACCACCACCACCACCACCACCACUGGUGCUGGAGAAGAGCAAGCAGAGCGAGGUGCAGCGGCAUUCGGAUUCCACAACUGGCUUCUACAGCCUUACGAAGGUGGUGCUGAUUCGCUCAAUUUUACCGGGUUAAGUACAACUGCUACCUCAGGAGGAAUGCUGUUUGGUUCCCCGGCAGCUUAUACUCCAACAGCAGAUGCUUUUGCUGGGAUGUACACCACCGCUAGUGAUGCUGGACAGGCAAGAAACAAUGCAGCUGCGGACAGCGUAUAUACAGCUGGGAAGAAUGGAGUUGAGAACGAUGCAUCAACCUUGCUAGAUUUUCUGUCCAUGCUUCCUUCCCAACCCACUCCCCCCUCUGCUGGCACUGGCGUGCCCAGGCCUGGUUCACAGUCUAAACCAUAA